GGGUGACAGAGGCCGUGGUCGUGGUGGGCGCUUUGGCUCAAGAGGAGGGCCCGGAGGCGGGUUCAGGCCUUUUGUUCCACAUAUCCCAUUUGACUUCUAUUUGUGUGAAAUGGCUUUUCCCCGUGUCAAGCCAGCACCUGAUGAAACUUCCUUCAGUGAAGCCUUGCUGAAGAGAAAUCAGGACCUGGCUCCCAAUUCUGCUGAACAGGCCUCUAUCCUUUCUCUGGUGACAAAAAUCAACAACGUGAUUGACAAUUUGAUUGUGGCUCCUGGGACAUUUGAAGUGCAAAUUGAAGAAGUGCGACAGGUAGGGUCAUAUAAAAAGGGAACGAUGACCACAGGACACAACGUGGCUGACCUGGUGGUGAUACUAAAGAUUCUGCCCACAUUGGAAGCGGUUGCUGCCCUGGGGAAUAAAGUGGUGGAAAGCCUGAGAGCACAGGACCCUUCAGAAGUUUUGACCAUGCUGACCAACGAAACUGGCUUUGAGAUCAGCUCUUCUGAUGCGACGGUGAAAAUUCUCAUCACCACCGUGCCACCCAAUCUCCGGAAGCUGGACCCGGAACUCCAUUUGGACAUAAAGGUGUUGCAAAGUGCCUUAGCAGCCAUCCGACAUGCCCGGUGGUUUGAGGAAAAUGCUUCCCAGUCCACAGUUAAAGUUCUCAUCAGAUUACUAAAGGACUUGAGGAUUCGUUUUCCUGGUUUUGAGCCCCUCACUCCCUGGAUUCUUGACUUACUUGGGCACUACGCUGUCAUGAAUAACCCCACCAGACAGCCUUUGGCCCUUAAUGUGGCAUACAGGCGUUGCUUGCAGAUUCUGGCUGCGGGCCUGUUCCUGCCAGGUUCCGUGGGCAUCACUGACCCCUGCGAGAGUGGCAACUUCAGGGUUCACACAGUCAUGACACUGGAGCAGCAGGACAUGGUUUGCUAUACAGCUCAGACUCUGGUUCGAAUCCUGUCACAUGGUGGCUUUAGGAAGAUCCUUGGCCAGGAGGGUGAUGCCAGCUAUCUUGCCUCUGAAAUAUCUACUUGGGACGGAGUGAUAGUGACGCCCUCAGAAAAGGCUUAUGAGAAGCCCCCUGAGAAGAAGGAGGGAGAGGAAGAGGAGGAGAACACAGAGGAGCCUCCUCAGGGGGAGGAAGAGGAGAGCAUGGAAACUCAGGAGUGACCCCGACUCCUCCAAGGGAAGGCACGUAAACUGCCAUGGGCAGCCCGUGGCGACAAGGACAACUGUCAUGUAAAUAUGCCAUUCCACUCUUCGGAUAGCGGCUUAGCAGCUAGAAAGAAGUUCCCAUUCAUGGCUGGCCUGUGUCAUCCACCUGUCAGGAAGCAGGACACCACCAUGUCUUCUAAUACUGAGAUGUCAGGCUCCUAUAAGCCCCGCCCAGCCAGUACUUUGUCAAGAUGUUGUGAACUGUCAAGUGUCUGGAAAAUUUUUUUUUUCUAAGAAAAAUGAUUAAAGUACUUCCUAGUAGG
Messenger RNA from Jaculus jaculus (lesser Egyptian jerboa), 1476 nucleotides. It is a transcript of the gene Ilf2, whose product is annotated as interleukin enhancer binding factor 2. The coding region runs from base 110 to 1168 and encodes 352 amino acids. Lineage: Eukaryota; Metazoa; Chordata; Mammalia; Rodentia; Dipodidae. The transcript is spliced from 13 exons. The record is from RefSeq and is a predicted model, not a curated record.